Molecule: messenger RNA, 9954 nt
Organism: Xyrichtys novacula (pearly razorfish)
Lineage: Eukaryota; Metazoa; Chordata; Actinopteri; Labriformes; Labridae
Source: the annotation of a GenBank genome assembly
GGGGUUGGGCUGGGGUAGAUUUGGGUAUUCUUUGUUUCUUUUAUUCCUUUUCCUGUGUAAACACUUUGGGCUACAUGUUGUGUAUGUAAAGUGCUAUAUAAAUAAAGACUGAUUGGUUGAUACCCUUGAACAAAAUCCGUAAUAAGAAGUAUCAAGUGCAUUUGCUGUUUUUUUUUAUAUGUGUUUUGUUUUGUCUAUUGUUGGGACUGUUUGUUGUAGUUAUUUGUAAUACAGAGAAUACAAUUGCUCUAUAUGUUAACUGAAAAUUACAAAUAAAGUGUUUUAAAAAGAAAAGAAAAGGGUGACUCAAACUCAGUAUCAAGUAAGUUACAUGUCAAUGUUUGUCCAGUAAUAUAAAAUGUCAUGAAAGUGAAUAGCUUCAAGUGUUACUAGACAACAACAAAAAAGCCUUCUCUGCCUGGUAUUUUCUCAUUGAUCCAGCCUUUUUAAACCUUGAAGAGUCAGACUGAAAAAGCCUUUCAGCCUCUUAAACGGGCACAGCUAGAAAAAUUCAUGUGUAAACCUCAGGUCAUGCUCUGGUAUGUAUGGCAGUUGUGGAGCAAAAAAUGUUACUUGAAGCCAGACCAGACCUUCAAGAGUGUGCAUGUUUAUGGUAAUCCAUUGAAGCUUCCCUCAAGCAAAUUGCUAAACAGAUCAGAUGCAGGGGACAGCUUACAGAGGACGGACCCCGGCCCUUGAGUGGAUUGCAUGGACAAACAGGAAUGACAACAUCUAACUGGGAAUUAUCUCAAGCGUAUAAGGCUGUCGGCAUGAAUCCAAAUCCAUAUGCAAUAGUUCGCUGUUUUACUGUAGAGUAUGUUUAGUGAGAAGCUGGAGCUAGUGUCCGCUGCACCUGCUGGACUAGUCAGUCAUUAACGGCCAACUGUCUGUCUGCGACAGCAGGCUAGCUAACAGAGAAUACGCUAGCAUUAAUGCUAAAUACAGAGCAUUUCAGCAAUCUAAACGAAGCCACUUAGCCGAUAUUUUUUAAAGAAAUUACAGGGAAUUUACUAACCUGUAUGGAAAGGAACUGUUGCCCCAUUCAGGGAGGACCAAUUCCUAGUUAAGGCGGACCGCUGCUGUGCCUGACUGUGCGUGUCUGAAACGCCCUGAUGAUGUUGUGAAGAGAGACCAGCCCAAAACUGUCACAGGAGGCUGUCUGUCAACAACGCGAGACUACAUUUCAUCUCUGCGUGUUUCAGACAUCGCUCUAUAAGCUUUUUAUUAACCAAGCUACCCUUAUCUUUGCCUAAAUUUUACUACAAAAACAGAUUUUUAACAUAACUUGUCGGGAAUCUAGUUAUAAGCAUAUCUCUUGGGGCUGUUAUUCCAUUAUGAUAAAAAAGAACUACAACUCCCAAAAGGACGUCUGACUGUGACGUUGAAUUUAUGCGACAGUCGUUACAGUCUAUGAAGAGAGCUCUUCUAGCUUUAUGGUUGAUUCCAAACACUAAGGUAUGUGCUUAUUUAUAACCAAUAUAACGCUUCUUUCAAAUCGAACAGCCUAUUAGAGGGACAAUAUUUAAUAAUGCAGAUUGGAAACAUUCACUGUUGGCCUCAACGGCUAAGUAGUAGCUUAGUAGCAGCUACACUAACGCAGGUGAGAGCUAGUUUACAUGUCCUAUCAGACGCAUAUUCAUACUCUGAAUCGGUAAGGUAAAUGUUAUCUCAUCAUUUCUUUAAUUUGUGGGGGUUUAAGAUGUUUUAAAGGAGGAACAUUUAGGAUUGGUUAAACAGGUGUUAGACUGACUUUUCUCACAGCACAGUUGGUCAAUGUCUGUUCAAAAUGUAGUCGGUUUGACUGAAAGGUGCACCAUCAAUGUGAUAAUUCUUCUGUGCAUCAAUGAAAGUUGAACAAAUCAGUCACGCAGAAUGGGUGUUUAUUGUCAGAGUACUGUCAUGUUUCUUGUCUAAAUGGCUCAGGAUAUUGUCUGCACUCAGGCGGGUACUUUACACCUUUUUUGGCUUCACAAGUCAGGUCACAGUGCAUGAUGUUAAUCCUCCCCAGACCAUAAUAAACCCUCUGCCAGUCAACCAAGUGUAAACAUUAACAUUUACAGGGUCGUCCAAUCAAUGAGAAAGCUUUUGUAGAUUGAAGAACAAAGAUAGAUGAGAAAAUAGUAGUUUGAGAUUAUUAUUCUGUUAACCUACUUAUCAUUGCUGUUCUAAAAAACAACAUAUGUUACAAAGAUGGGGAGAUUUUCAUGUGCAUUUGAGGGCAGACAGAAAAGAUUUUUUGUGAGAUUCUGCUGUUUUCUGGAGCCAAUGUCCUAGUCCUGUUUUAUUUGAGUCAUCUUUUACUUAUGUCUGCUAUUUUGCUUCCCUCUUUUCUUACCACAUUUAUUUCUAUAUCAUAAGCUUUAUUGUUUGUGAAUGACUUUGUAAUGUCUGUUUUUAUAAGUGAUGCAUAAAUAAACAUUGUUAUUAUCAUUUUGUAGAUUGAAGAAAAAACAGAUUGUAGUAGUUUGAGAUUAUUAUUCUUUUAACCUACUUACCAUUGCUGUUCUAAAAAACAACGUAUGUUACAAAGAUGGGGAGAUUUUCAUGAGCAUUUGAGGGAAGACAGAAAUAAAUCCAUACUGUUUCCCUUUUUUAAAAUAAGAUUUUUUGUGAGAUUUUGCUGUUUUCAUCUUUUCAUCAUCACAUUGCUUUGUCUUUAGUGGUCACCAUGGUGAUGAAAUCAACAGUCGAAGAUGAUGACGCCGGCUGGGGGUUGGGCAUCCCAGAAAAAAUGAAGAACAAUGCCAACUGGGUCGAUAUAACACAUGAAUUUAAGGGUGCAUGCAAAGGUACAGGCUCCUUCUUAUCUAGUGUGUUAGUCAUUGUUAUCACACAAAACAAGUUGUCUUAUUUCUCCUUUUCUCUCAUCCUUGUGCUUUAUCUAUGUAGAGCUGAACCUUGGGGAGCUGCUCCAUGACAAACUGUGAGUAAGACAAAGUCUUUUUGUGGAAUCAUGCAAACAAUUUGACCCUGUGAUCCUUUUAUUCUUGAUGAAAACAAACAUUUAAAACACUCCCAUCUGUGGUGGUAGGUUUGGCCUGUUUGAGGCCAUGUCAGCCAUAGAGAUGAUGGAUCCAAAGAUGGAUGCAGGGAUGAUCGGAAACCAAGUCAACAGAAAAGUUCUCAACUUUGAGCAAGCUAUCAAGGUACAGUGCUGCUGACCUCUGACCAGUUAAACAAUAAACUGGGAUAAGACCAGAAUUUCCCCAAUUGUUAGGUGUUUAUCCAAAACUUGUGACUGGUAGCCUAGAUUUUUUUUUUUUUUUUCCACAGUAUAGGGUAAAAUGACGCACCUUGUUCCUGAUUAUAUUGUGUUACUUCCAUAUGUUCAAUGUAGGAGGGUGCCAUUAAAGUAAAAGAUCUUAGUCUUCCUGAACUCAUCGGGAUCAUUGACACAUGUUUCUGCUGUUUGGUGAGUUUCACUUUCUCAUAUUGUGAACUGUGUGAGUUUUCAAGAAAAGUUAUUGUGUCUUCUAUCCAGCCACUGUUUUUCAUGGCUUUUACUACUUAUUAUUUUAUUCAGUUCUGUUUUAGUUGAGUCAUCUUUUACAAGUGCCAUAUAAAUAAACAUUAAUAUUAUCAUUUUUUUAGUUACUCUCAUCCACAUGCUUGUUCGAGGUCAUUUGAAAUCGCUGCUCUUUGAGAAUAAGAGAAAAAAAAAACAGAAAAGACUCUUUGUAAGACACAUUUUUUUUCUUAAUUUGAUUUUUACCACAGAAAGACUCUUUCUGGGCUGGCAGAAAAAAAAAUCAUCAAAAGUUGUUAUCUUUAAGAUGUCUUGACAUGUUUUAAGGCCCCUUGAAAUGUAGAAGAAGAAUUUUUUGAGAAAUCCAGCAGUCCUCAGAUGUUCAUGUUUUUUGUGUGUGUGUGUUUGCAUUUAUAGAUCACAUGGCUAGAAGGCCACUCCCUGGCACAGACUGUGUUCACCUGUCUGUAUGUCCAUAACCCGGACCUGAUAGAGGAGCCCGCCCUCAAAGCCUUCGCUCUUGGCAUUCUGAAGGUGUGCGACAUCGCUCGGGAGAAAGUCAACAAAGCUGCUGUGUUUGAGGAGGUAAGCGACUCUUGAAGGUCUGUCUGUUUAUGUCUGAAAAUGUAUGACUCAGCACUAAUUAAAUAUUAAAAGUUUUAAAAUAUUUUUAUGUGAAUAUCCUUGUGGCAAUAUCUGAGUUAUUUCCAAGGCUAUUGAAUCAUUGAUCAUGCUGCUCAGUCUUAAGGAAACGUGACAAAUUCAUUUUUCAUUUAAAUAUUGUGUCUUCAGUGUUGUAUUUCAGCUUUAUUAUCUGCUUCAUUUUGUCUGUAGGAGGACUUUCAGGCCAUGACCUAUGGCUUCAAAAUGGCCAAUAAUGUCACAGACCUGCGUGUGACAGGUACUAACACCCUCUAUGACAAUACUUCAUUUCAAGUUCAUUAGGCCCUUAAUUUUGAUGGAAGGCUGGGGCCGUUACAGAUCAUUGUAGAGAAUACAGUCGAGCAAGAGGACUUGAUGUCAUCUCUCUGCCGUUUGUUCUUUCUGUUAGGUAUGCUGAAGGAUGUGGAGGAUGAGUUGCAGAGGAAAGUAAAGGUAUUUGUUCUUGGCCAUAGUCUUUGUCUUUUCAAUCAAUGUUUUUGAUACAAAUUUUGAGCAUUAUGUUGUUUAAUGGUGUCCCUCCUUCCUGACACCUCAGAGCACUCGCAGUCGACAAGGUGAGCAGCGAAACCCGGAGGUCGAGCUGGAGGUAAGUCUGGUCAUCCCUUUGUAUUUGUGAAAUUUCUGUUUUUACAGAAAAGUUUUUAAAAGGGGAAUGGUUCUGAAGUAGCACUUAGAACAUCGCAGGAAAAUUACAAUUUUCCUUUGAUAACGCCACAAAAUGCAGAUAGAGUAGUGACACAGCUCUUGUGAAGCCUAUACCCAACAUUUCAGCCAGAAACUAAUCUUUGAACUGUCUUUCCUUCUGUGCCCAUUAUUUUUGUUUCCCUUCCAAUAUCUAUGAUUAGUGUGGGAUUUGCAGGACCCCAGGAGACUCUCCUCUGGAAUUUCCAGCUGUUACAACAGUCAUGAUGAUAAAGAAGAGAGAAAAGAUCAGAUCCAAAAAUGGACUUGGUCUAAACUUAACCAAAAUGUGGCCUUUGUUGUUGCUUAGAGCUUCAAAGACUUGAUGUAUUGUUAGCUUUGCACAUACACAUGUGAUGAUUUUGUGUCCUCAUGCUUUAUUUCUCCAGCACCAGCAGUAUUUGGCACUUUUCAACAGAAUCAAGUUUACACGCCUUUUGCUGACUGCACUAAUCACCUUUACCAAGAAAGAGGUAAGAGAAAAACACGAUAAGACAAUAACGGUAAAUGAUGUCUACAGCAAGAGCAGUGAGGAGUAUUAUUUAAAGUAUCUUUUUCAAUUGCAUGGACACUUAUCAUUAUAUGUAUUUUUGUUUUGUUAGUAAUGGUUUAUGGUGGUAUCUGUUCUCAGACAAGUUCGGUGGGAGAGGCCCAGAAGCUUGUAGCUCAGGCAGCUGACCUUUUAUCAGCCAUUCAUUCCAGCAUUCAGCACGGCAUCCAGUCACAGAAUGAUACCACCAAAGGAGGUAUUGUACACACCACAGGUUUUUGAUAUCUUGCACAGGAUAAGAGUGCUCUAUAAUUACAGUGUUGGCUGGAUUGUCUUUUAAUAUUUUUUCUUCUGUUUGUACUCUAGACCACCCCAUCAUGAUGGGCUUUGAACCCCUUGUAAAUCAAAGACUGCUGCCACCUACCUUUCCCCGCUAUGCCAAGAUCAUCAAGAGGGAGGACAUGGUGGCCUACUUUGGGAAACUCAUAGAACGGAUCAAGACCGUGUGUGAUGUGAUCAAUACCACCAACCUCCAUGGCAUACUGGUAACGGCAUCUGCUCAACACGAUAGCAGCUUUUGCUUUUAAAUCACAUUUAUGGACCGCAACCCAGUUUAAAGUGUGGCUGAAGAGCUGUUAUUUUAUAUUACUUAGUACAAAUUUAUAUUUUAAAAUUGUUUUUUUUUUUCAUCUUUUUAGACAUGAAUGACAAGUGUGCAUUAAUCGAGACUAUGGUUAUCCUGUUUUGUUUUCCUCAGGACUUCUUCUGUGAGUUCAGUGAGCAGUCUCCCUGUGUGCUCUCCAGAUCUCUCCUUCAGGUUAACUUCUGCUUAUAUUUUAAAGGGUCACACUUUUUCUGAGAUAAACACGUGUUCCCGAAAUGUGUGAAAAUCUACUUUGCAUUCAUGUAUCGGUUAUUGAAAUUUGUAGAUAUUGUCAUUUAAUUGUGGUAAUAAAUAUUGAUGUUAAAAACUCAGGGUACCAGAGCUAAAUAUAUGUUUUUUCCUCCUUAAUGCAGACUACGUUCUUGAUCGAUAAUAAGAAAGUGUUUGGGACCCACUUGAUGCAGGACAUGAUUAAAGACGCUCUGAGAUACUUUGUCAGCCCACCUGUGCUCUCUCACAAGUAAGUAAAAACAAAUAAAAUAGAAUGAAGAAACAAUAACAUUGAAAUCAUUACAAAUUUUCAGGUCCAAUAAUGUGAGUUGGUUUGGAGCUGCUUCUAGCUGUAUGCAAGCAUGAGCUCUAGACUCUCUUAAAUAAUCUUUAUGUGUUACCAGCUAUUUGACUUGAGCUUUUAUGUCUGUUAGAGUGUGUUCUUGUAUGUGAAUGUCUUCUCUGUUCCAGGUGUUGUCUGUUCAACAACCACCAAGCCAAGGACUACAUUGACUCCUUUGUUACGCACUGCUCCAGGGUAUGUUACUUUUACUUAUGUGUCUGUUAUUAUGUGUCUGUGUGGUGACUGUUUGAAGAUUUUCAGAGAUGUUGGACAUUGAGUGGAGCUUUGAAAGUAUGGAUUAGUCGGUCAUCAGCCCUGAACAUAAAUGGUCAAUUAGCGAAGUUGUGUAAAUUUGUAAGCUCUGUCUUUUCACCCUACAGCCAUUCUGUAGUCUGAUCCAGAUCCAUGGACACAACCGAGCCCGGCAGCGAGACAAGUUGGGUCACAUUCUUGAAGAGUUUGCCACACUGCAGGAUGAGGUGAACUACGGCUGUUUGUACCCUCAUUUUAAGCUGAAAUAAGAAGGAAAAAAGAUGAAUGAAAUAGACAAAUUGUUGUGCUUUCUUGACUUACAAUCAACUACGAAAUUAUUCUUUUGUGUCCUGCAGGCAGAGAAGGUAGAUGCCGCCCUUCACAGCCUGUUGAUGAAACUCGAGCCUCAGCGACAGCAUCUUGCCUGCCUUGGCACCUGGAUCCUGUACCACAAUCUGAGGAUCAUGAUCCAGUACCUGCUGAGUGGCUUUGAACUGGAGCUCUAUAGCAUGCAUGAGUACUAUUACAUCUACUGGUGAGAGCACACAUGCUUGGUUUGAUGCUCACUUUAUUAACUGGUUGACACAAACUCAAACUGAAGGCCCACAAAGUAAAACCCAGCUAUAAUUUGACUUUUAUUCAUCUUUAAAUGAGCAUGUCUUUGUUUUUCACUGCAGGUACCUGUCAGAGUUUCUUUACGCAUGGUUGAUGUCCACUCUGAGCAGGGCUGACUCCUCUCAGAUGGCAGAGGAGCGGAUUAUGGAGGAGCAGCUGAAAGGACGCAGCAGCAAAAAGACGAAGAAGAAGAAAAAAGGUGCACAGAUGAGCAGUUAUUUGUACACCAUGUUAACCAGGAGUUGCACAGAAACAGCAUGUUACUGAAUAUGGGGGUGUUUUCCUCUUGUCCCCGCUUGUCCUUAUAAUGAUACGCUUUGGCUUUCUGUGUAGUUCGCCCACUCAGCAAGGAAAUCACUAUGAGCCAAGCAUACCAGAACAUGUGUGCUGGCAUGUACAAGGUAGGACACCAGUGCUAAUGCAAUUUGGACUCCUCUGUACACUGCAGUGUUAUCCAUCCUUGUUUCCUCUCUCCUCAGACCAUGGUAGCUUUGGAUAUGGACGGAAAGGUGCAUAAGCCUCAGUUUGAGUUGGACAGUGAGCAGGUUCGCUAUGAGCACCGUUUUGCUCCCUUUAACAGCGUGGUGACCCCUCCACCCGUGCACUACAUCCAGUUCAAGGUACUGAAGCAGGUCUUCAUUUCUGUAUCCUCCUCCCUUCACCUCCAGCCUUCACUUAUUUUUAUUUCACUUGCUCAUAUUCCUGUAACUAGAUUGUAUCAUACAGAAUUUCUUCUUUUAUCUGACGUACAUUUUCAUUUCCCACCCUUCUUGGGCGAAUCUUACCCUCUGCAGGAGAUGUCUGAUCUGAAGAAGUACAAUCCUCCACCAGGCUCUGCGGACCUCUACCUGGCUGCCAGCAAACAUUUCCAGCAGGCCAAGCUUAUCCUGGAAAAUGUGCCCAGCCCAGACCCUGAGGUCAGGAAAUUGAUAUUUAGAUAGAUAGAUAGAUAGAUAGAUAGAUAGAUAGAUAGACAGACAGACAGACAGACAGACAGACAGACAGACAGACAGACAGACAGACAGACAGACAGACAGACAGACACUUAACAAGAACCAUAACUUAUAAAUGGUAAAAAGACCAUUUCUAAAUGGUAAGCAGAUAGUUUAUUGAUGUUUAAUCAUCAUUUAUGAAUAGCAUAUAGACCAUAAAUAAAUUGUAAUUACACAGUUUAUUUAUGUUUCAUUAUCAAUUAUAAAUGGUAAAAAGAUACUUUAUUAAUGUAAGUUAAUAGUUACUUUACUAUUCACAAGUUAAAAGCUAUUCUAAGUAAUGUUUAAAGAUGGUUUAAAAACUAAAUAUUAACCAUUUACAAAGUGAUACUGACACAUAUUUUAAUCUAGAUGUUUUACAACUAAUAUUUAAACCCUAUAUAAACCUUUAAUAAAUAGUCCAUCAAUAAUUAAUGAAAAUUAUUAAUAAUAAUUUCAUUGCUUGUAAAUGGUCAAGUAACUAUUAACUUAGAUUAAUAAACUGUCUAUUUGCCAUUUAUGAAUUAUGAUUAUUUUAAAAUGUUACCAUAGAUAGAUAGAUAGAUAGAUAGAUAGAUAGAUAGAUUAGUCUCAUGUUUUAAGAUUUGUUAUAUUUUGCAUUUUUGCAUUAUAUUUCCGUUAAUAUAUUCAUAUAUCAAGAGCAUUUAAAUGUUUUUUCCAAAGUACAGCAGCCUCCCCCCCAGAGUAUUUAUUCCACUUUAUUGUACUAAUCUGAAACAAUCUUUUUUGUUUGCACUCUUGCUUUUUUUAAUUAUGUUGUAACUAUUUGAUGUUUGGGAACAGGUAAACCGUAUACUGAAGGUGGCCAAGCCCAACAUAGUGGUCAUGAAGCUCUUGGCUGGAGGUCACAAAAAGGAGACAAAGGUAAUCCAGAGUAUCUACAUUGUUUUUAUCACCAUUAGGUUAUAUUGUUACAGUUAAUCGAAGCAUUGAGACUUUGAUGUGACUUUGAAACAAAGAAAAAUAGUGCAUUGUGAUUGGCUAAUGUUAAUGUAGUAACAUUUGUAACACAACUAAAUAUUGUUAAACUUUAUUGGAGUGAAACCCCAAUUUCUGCCCCUCAAGGUCCUGCCAGAGUUUGACUUCUCAGCUCACAAGUAUUUCCCUGUGGUCAAGAUUAUCUGACCCAGCACUAAGAGUGUCAUCACGAAGACUGUCAGCUGCAAAGACCAUACCCUCACAGGAACAGGAAGUGUGCAAAUGUUCCCCAUCCAGUCCAUGUCUGGUGUGUUUGUUCGUUUGUGUGACACACCUAACUAAAGUCAAAAAAGAGCUUUUUUUUCUGUCUUAAUAAGAGAUGAUGGGAAACAGUCUUGCAAGUGAACCUGAACAAUUGAUUUUAUUCACAUCCGCAUUUGUUUGUAUGUGUGUUUCUGCAUGUGUGUGAAAGUCAGACAUGUUAAGGUGCUUUUGUACAAAGAACUGGCCUAUGAGAUCUUUUAUAAGCUGCCUUCAGAGCAAGAACAUCUUGAAGUAUUUAAAAGUACAGCCGAAACAGAAAUAAGUGCAUAUCAUUCAAUCAUACAAAAACUUUUUAUGUAUUUAUGUGCUUAUCUGAAUAAAAAUGUGUCUGAAAAA